AUGGAUCUUUCGGCUGAGAUAGUAACGGAUGAUUGGCAGUCCACGAGGGAAACGGUGCGAGAGCGAAAUAAGUACAUGUUUCUUAAUCCCAUGAUAAGUGAUGUGAGCUUUCUAGUUCAGGAUUCGACCAAAGAACAGGGAAUGAAAGUCGCUUUGCCAGCUCACAAAUACGUUUUAGCUAUUAGCAGUCCCGUCUUUUAUGCUAUGUUUUAUGGCGGCGUAGCUGAACAGGGAAAACAAAUCGAACUUCCUGACUGCGACUCUGAAUGUCUUACUGAGUUUCUUCGAUUCAUCUACUACGACGAAUUACACCUCACUGCUAAUUCUGUGCUCGGUGUUAUGUACUUGGCUAAAAAGUAUUUGGUUUUGUCUCUGAUGCGUCGUUGUGGUCGUUUCCUUGAAGAGAGGAUCGACCCAAAUAACGUUUUCGAAACAUUGACGCAAGCCCGUCAUUUUCGAGAAAAGGAGUUGGAGAAGAGAUGUUGGUUCAUAGUUGAUCUAAACACCAAACAGUGCUUGCAUUCGCCUAGCUUUCUGGAGCUCGAUCAAGCAGCCCUGCAGUCGUUAUUACGGAGGGAAACUCUGCGAAUUGAGGAGUCGGAAUUGUUUGAGUAUUCCAUGCGCUGGGCUAAGAAACAGUGUGAAAUUGAAGAACUGGAAGUUUCAGGGAUUAAUUUAAGAACCAUUCUUGGUGAUGCACUUUAUUUUCUGCGGUUCCCGGUCAUGACGCAAAAGCAGUUUGCCGAAAAAGUUGUACCCCAAGAUGUCCUAACUGAUAGGGAGGCCCUUAAUGUUUUCUUACAUUUUAGCACCCAAAAUUCAAAGCCUGAUGUGCCAUUCCCCUUUGUGCCUCGCAGUGGAAGGCCCAUGAGACGCUGCUGCCGCUACUCAGAGGCCCCUUCUUCUCACCACUGGCACAGACCCCCCAGUAAUGGUACUGGACGUCGUGAAGAGACCCUGUUUUUCACUGUCACAACUGAAUCACCUGUUUACAUAGCAGGUGGGCGUGUCUUUACACGCACAUUUGGGCUCUCUGAUGUGGAAAGUCGACGCGACAAGGUUCAGCUUUGGAUCAAACAGGAAAGUCCUCCAGAGAAGGUCCUAGGUUUUGUAGAAGGAGAGUAUUUGCCAGAUAACAGUGGAACCUUUAAUGGAGAUGGUAUUGACGUUACAUUCAAAACUGCCAUACUUGUAAAAAGUGGGAUGCGAUACUCCUUACGCUGUGUGAUAUGGUUUAGCCAAAGUGUAACAUCUAAUAAAAACACCCCUCUAAAGGAAGUGGUAUGUGACCAAACUAAGUUUACAUUUGAAAACUUGUACUAUGGAUCACACUUUACAGAGCUCAUGUUUUACACCCCAUGGAGUGCAUAG
Molecule: messenger RNA, 1371 nt
Organism: Porites lobata
Lineage: Eukaryota; Metazoa; Cnidaria; Anthozoa; Scleractinia; Poritidae
Source: the annotation of a GenBank genome assembly